This is a messenger RNA of Symbiodinium natans, 1347 nucleotides long. NCBI's taxonomy places the organism in Eukaryota, Dinophyceae, Suessiales, Symbiodiniaceae. The record is from the annotation of a GenBank genome assembly.
AUGUACAUGAUAGCAGCAACAGCCUCCUUGAACUCAAUCGACUACGGCUUCGACAUCGGGGUCAGUUCAGGGGUCGCCCUCUACUUGCGCGAGGGCUUCGAUCUGAGGGACGUGCAGGUGGGAUGGUUCUUCUCCAUCGUGCCGAUCACUGCGGGGUUGGGAGCCAUGGUCGCCCAUUGGCUUUCAGACCGCUUCGGUCGCAGGGGCAACUUCUUGGCCACACAGUUUGUGGGAAUCGCAGGCGUGACCCUUUGCGCUCUCUCAGUCUCCUAUGAGAUGAUCUUAGUUGGUCGCUGCCUUGUGGGCAUUAGCAUGGGGAUCGGCAUGUCCAUUGAUCCGAUGUACAUCUCGGAGACGGCGCCUGCGGAGCACCGCGGCAAGUUGACGACCUGGGCGGAGAUCUCCACAAACAUGGGCAUCGUGCUGGGGUUCUUCGUCAACUGGCUCUUCGAGGAUCUGCCAGAGAACGUCAACUGGCGAGUGAUGCUCCUCUGUGGCGUCCUCCUUCCGUCUUUGCUCAUCAUCCUCACACUGACUUUCAUGCCAGAGUCGCCGCGCUGGCUGAUCACAAAGGGCAGGACCGAGGAGGCCAAGAGUGUCUUGACGAGGACGCACCCGCCGGGAACGGACAUCGAUGCAGUCGUGCAUGCCAUCGAUGAAGACAUCAAGCAAGCAGAGCUUUACGAAGCAACCACUUGGAAGAGUGUCGUGUGUGCUGCCAAGCAAUACCGCCACACCGUCUGGCUGGCCUUCUUCAUAGCCGUUGCUCAGCAGAUCAACGGUGUAGAAGGUGUGCUUUUCUACGCGCCCACUCUCUACGAACGAGCCGGUGUUGCGGAGACCAAGCAGGACCAGUUCACACUGACGGUUACCAUGGGCUUGGUGAAGGUGCUGUUCAUCGGAGUGUCCAUGGCUGCCCUGGAUUCGGUGGGCAGGCGGCCCUUGCUCAUCUUUGGCAGCCUUGGAACAGCACUGAGCCUUGUAAUGGUAAGCCUCGGCUCCUACCGCGAGCUGGACGUCGGCAUCCUUGCUGUGGUGGGAACCUUUGCAUAUGUUGCUUUCUUCUCUAUUGGGUUUGGGCCUGUGUGCUGGCUCUACGCCUCGGAGCUCUUUCCAUCAACACUCCGCAGUAAAGGCAUGAGCCUUUGCGUCCUGCUGAACCGAGCAGGCGCAUCAAUCGUAAACCUCUGCUUCCUUCCCUUGUCCGACCUCUUAGGUGGGCAGGCCGCCCUCUUCGGCGUCUUUACUGCCAUCACAGCCAUGAUCACAGUGGUUGCGGCAUUCGCGGCCAUCGAAACAAAAGGAAAAACUCUGGAGGAGAUUUCGGCUCCCAAGGGCGUUCUGUGA